AUGGCGUACACCGGCGCAGACGAGGAGUGGCGGCUGCUUCGGGGCGACGCCGGAGGUGGCCUGGAGUCGGCCCUGGGGUGGCUCCUGGCGACGGCAGAAGAGCCCGAGGAUUCCAAGGACAUCCUCCUGGGCGCCGUGAUGCUGGAGUACCUGGAGGGCCAUCGGGCAGCCAGCGAGGCUCCGGACAACGGCGCCGCUGGCGCCGAGAUCCGGUGCGAGCCAGGGGAGUGGACCUGGCUGAGCCGAUGUUUGCCUUCGCCGAUGUGGAUGGCGCAGCGGGUCGAGGUCUUGUUGGGGCAUGCCCUUCAGGUGCACAUCGACGGCCUCACGAUGCACAGCCGGGCGGCUGCAUGCGGGAUGCUGGCGCUCAUGACCGCCUGCCUGGGGGACUCCAAAGCAGCAGGCGCAAUGGCAAGCAACCACACAGUCGCCGGCAUCGCCAUGAAGUGGCAGCAGUCGGCGCUGUCGGAAGCCUCCUCGGACCCAGGCGAGGCGCGGCUCAUCGAGUGCAUCGCCCUAUUCCUGCUACAGCAGCUGGCCUCCGCUCCCUCAGCUGCGCUGCAGCGCAGUCCACUGCUGGCCAUGGUUUUGGAGACCUUGCAGUGCAAGCAAGGGGUAGCACUGCUGGCGCCCGAGGUCGCGGCCGUGGCCCUUUUCCGUGCCUGGGAUGUGGCGCAGCUACGAGACCUUGCAGCCGCAGGGGGGCAUGCGCUGGGCAAGAGGCUGAUU
This is a messenger RNA of Symbiodinium natans, 729 nucleotides long. Lineage: Eukaryota; Dinophyceae; Suessiales; Symbiodiniaceae. The record is from the annotation of a GenBank genome assembly.